UGGGUGAGCUGCUGUGGUCCGUAGCCAAGCAUGCUGUGGUUGGAUCUGCCAAGCUGUGGAACAGAAACAUUUGCUGGAUGGAAAAUCCAUAAACGAAAGCUGCUGUGAGAGCCUGGGACAGACCAUAACUUAAGCAAGAUCAGAAUUUUUAGAUAUAUCUGGGUUGCCUGACCUCACUGCGUGAUUGCUAUUAAUUAACAAGACUUUGUGGGAAAAGGGAACUUGCCUUUUGAGCUUUGUACCAAAGACCUGGGAAAGCCAGCCCUCGUGUCUUUCCUGAGUGUGCGGAAACUGCCCCGGCCCCUGCCAAUGUGCUGACUGGUCGCGAUGGGCAGACGGUACCCGGAGGCUCCCUGUCGUCCAGGCAGCUCAUAUUUCACAUUAUAACCCAUUUCCUGCACCAUUGCUGACGGCCAGUGACCCAUGUCUGAAGUACUUCCAGCGGACUCAGGUGUAGACACUUUGGCAGUGUUUAUGGCCAGCAGCGGAACCACAGAUGUCACGAAUCGUAAUAGCCCGGCCACACCACCAAACACCCUUAAUCUCCGUUCCUCCCACAAUGAACUGCUGAAUGCCGAAAUCAAACACACAGAAGCCAAGAACAGUACACCCCCCAAAUGCAGGAAAAAAUAUGCACUGACUAACAUCCAGGCAGCCAUGGGCCUCUCGGACCCUGCCGCACAGCCCCUGCUGGGAAACGGCUCCGCCAACAUCAAGCUGGUGAAAAACGGGGAGAACCAGCUCCGGAAGGCUGCAGAGCAGGGACAGCAGGACCCCAACAAGAAUGCCAGUCCCACUGCAGUCAUCAACAUAACUUCCGAGAAGUUAGAAGGUAAAGAGCCCCAGCCACAGGAUUCCUCCGGCUGUGAGAUUUUACCCUCUCAACCCAGGAGAACCAAGAGCUUCCUAAAUUACUAUGCAGACCUGGAAACCUCAGCUCGAGAACUGGAGCAGGACCUGGGCAGCCAGCAUGGGAUUGUGGACGAGAAGUCGCAGCCGGGGCAGGGCCAGGCCUCCACCAUCAUUGGGAAUGGUGACUUGCUGCUGCAGAAACCAAACAAACCCCAGUGCAGCCCUGAGGAUGGCCAAGUAGCCACAGUGUCAUCCAGUCCAGAAACCAAGAAGGAUCACCCUAAAACAGGGGCCAAAACGGACUGUGCCCUACACCGGAUCCAGAACCUGGCACCCAGUGACGAGGAGUCCAGCUGGACCACACUGUCCCAUGACAGCGCCUCACCCAGCUCCCCGGAUGAGACAGCAGAUAUAUGGAGUGAGCACUCAUUUCAGACAGAUCCAGAUUUGCCUCCUGGAUGGAAAAGGAUCAGCGACAUUGCUGGGACCUAUUACUGGCACAUACCAACAGGAACGACUCAGUGGGAACGCCCUGUCUCCAUCCCAGCAGAUCUUCCGGGCUCCAGGAAAGGGUCCCUUAGUUCUGUAACGCCUUCUCCCACCCCAGAGAACGAGGAUCUGCACGCAGCCACAGUUAACCCAGACCCCAGUCUGAAAGAGUUUGAAGGAGCAACACUACGCUAUGCGUCUUUGAAACUCAGAAACGCCCCGCAUGCUGAUGAUGAUGAUUCUUGUAGCAUCAACAGUGACCCAGAAGCCAAGUGUUUUGCCGUGCGCUCUCUGGGCUGGGUGGAGAUGGCGGAGGAGGACCUCGCCCCUGGGAAGAGCAGUGUUGCUGUCAACAAUUGCAUCAGGCAGCUUUCGUACUGCAAAAAUGACAUCCGGGACACAGUCGGCAUCUGGGGAGAGGGCAAGGACAUGUACCUGAUCCUGGAGAACGACACGCUCAGCCUGGUGGACCCCAUGGACCGCUCCGUGCUGCACUCCCAGCCCAUCGUGAGCAUCCGCGUGUGGGGCGUGGGCCGCGACAACGGCCGAGAGAGAGAUUUUGCUUAUGUAGCAAGAGACAAAGAUACAAGAAUUUUGAAAUGUCAUGUAUUUCGAUGUGACACACCAGCCAAAGCCAUCGCCACAAGUCUCCACGAAAUCUGUUCCAAGAUUAUGGCUGAACGGAAGAAUGCCAAAGCCCUGGCCUGCAGUUCCUCACAGGAAAGAACCAAUGUGAAUCUUGACGUUCCCUUACAGGUGGAUUUUCCAACACCAAAGACUGAGCUGGUGCAGAAGUUCCACGUGCAGUAUUUGGGCAUGUUACCUGUUGACAAACCAGUCGGAAUGGAUACCCUGAACAAUGCCAUAGAAAGUCUGAUGACCUCCUCCAACAAGGAGGAUUGGCCAUCCGUGAACAUGAACGUGGCCGAUGCUACCGUGACUGUCAUCAGCGAAAAGAACGAAGAGGAAAUCCUAGUGGAGUGUCGUGUGCGAUUUCUGUCCUUCAUGGGCGUCGGGAAGGACAUCCAUACGUUUGCCUUCAUCAUGGACACUGGGAACCAGCGCUUCGAGUGCCACGUUUUCUGGUGCGAGCCCAACGCCGGCAACGUGUCCGAGGCGGUGCAGGCCGCCUGCAUGUUACGAUACCAGAAGUGCUUGGUGGCCAGGCCGCCUUCACAGAAGGUGCGACCACCUCCUCCGCCCGCAGACUCCGUGACCAGAAGAGUCACAACCAAUGUGAAGCGCGGGGUCUUAUCCCUCAUUGACACUUUGAAACAGAAACGCCCUGUGACGGAAACGCCGUAGCUGCACGUGCCGAGGGGCUGUGAUCUCCACCUGAAGACUGAACAGCUACACUAGAGAGAGGAACUGAUGUCCGGCCUUCCAUUCCGUCGCUGAUGCUUUGUCUUCAGAGAACUUAACCUUCACCAAACAGUGUUAGACAAGCAUGUUCUCUCGUCUUGCCACCAUCAUGUGAUAUGAAAAGAAGCAUGACUAAUUUUUUUGCUGUCAGUAAGUUACAUCAUGAGCAGUGGAAGGUCUUUUUCUUACUGUAAAUAUCAUGAACAUUGCUUAACUUCACACACAGAGAAGAAUGUGGCCACACCCCUCCUGGUGAACCAAUGCCGAGUCCUUGGACCGAAUGGCGCCUGGGUCGGUUUCACUGUCUUUGGAUCUGUCACAAGCAACUUUAAAGUCCUACAGCACUUUGUCCUGUGUUCAGCAUCGGAGUAGACCCUGCACACCAGAUACCAUUGAAAUGCUGUAAGAAUAGGAUGAUGGGUUUUUGUUUUAGUUAAAUUCAUGAAAUUGACCCUUUCGGUUGACAAAAUUGGCUAUCGGCAUCAGUCUGGAAACCAACUGGCGCUGCCCCGACGCCUUUCUCUGACCUGCGGGCACCGUUUCGGGGCCACCGCUGUUUGGGGGAUGUUGGGAGAACAACGAAAUUUCAAAAUUGAAAACAAACCAAAUUUCAGAAAUUAAAAUCGAAUAAAAAUAGCCUUUCUGUUCAGAUGGUUUUCAAACUGAUUGAGAAAAAGAAGUUAACAAAAUCAUAAUGCAUUUUGGGUGAGACAAAUUCAGACUUCUGCCUUAUAUUGUACAAUGCAGCUAGAGAAUUAUAGUUCACUAUGGCCAUUCUCUACAUAAACAACAUUAAAAUGAAAUAUUCCUUGUAAGCCUUUUAUCCUUAGUUUGAUAAUUAGCCAAUAUGCAAUUUGGGAUUGAGGAAACGUCAUUUGUGUUUUAUAUCGUCACCACCAUGCUGUUUGUUAGUCGCUCCUGAGUGAACACCUGCUAGGACUCCGCAUCUAGCUCAGUCUUACCCUCAUGCUUUUUGCCCAGAAAGCUGUCUGUCCAUCAUGUAUUUUCCAUGGCAACAAAUUACAUUAAAUUGAACCUUUCUUGAAUGUAUGUAUUUACUAUUAGAAUUUGUUGGACUUCACUAGCUAUAUUUUUAAAUUUAAAUUUUUUUCUGAUAUAUUUUCAAGAUUUAAAAAUUUCAUAGAAGAGCAAAAUCUACCUAAGGACAAUGUGCUAUUUAUCAAGUUUCCCGAAACUAACACUUUCCUGCUUCUCUCUGUAGACUUGAAGCUUAGCUGUAAGACUCGCAGAUUUAGACCUUUGUUAACAUUGUUUUAAAAGGAAUUUGCUAAGGAGAUCAAUCCAAACAUUCGUCUUGUUUACUGUUUCAUGUCCAAGUUAACAUUUGACAGCACCCAGUGAUAAAAGGAACUGCUUUCUGUGAGUCCUCUGCUAUGUACUUGUCAGAUGGUUCCCCCGUUCUACCAUUCGAGCCUUGUGAGGUAGAGCAGGUACAAACACGUUUGAGCAACGAAAACAUGAGGUACAAGAGGCUGUCCCCAGCCGAGGUCCGGCAGGUGCGUGAGAGUCAGGACCAGGACCCACACCGCCAGCUCCCAGUUAUGAGUGCUGCUUGCGCUCCAGCCGGCCGGCCUCACACCUGCCUCGGCACAUGCGGUUCC
Molossus molossus (Pallas's mastiff bat) is the source of this 4325-nucleotide messenger RNA. RefSeq names its product amyloid beta precursor protein binding family B member 2 (gene APBB2). The transcript is spliced from 17 exons. Gene Ontology annotation, molecular function: transcription factor binding; amyloid-beta binding. Bases 424 to 2646 code for a protein of 740 amino acids. The record is from RefSeq and is a predicted model, not a curated record. Gene Ontology annotation, biological process: regulation of DNA-templated transcription. Lineage: Eukaryota; Metazoa; Chordata; Mammalia; Chiroptera; Molossidae. Gene Ontology annotation, cellular component: nucleus; cytoplasm.